CUAUGCUCGUGCCGGGCGCGUCCGCAUUGAGCCUGUGCGCGCGGCCGUUGCGGUCACAUUACGGACACGUGACAUUGUGUAUCAGCUGUUCACGCAGGAUCGUUUGACCGGGACGCGCUCUGCUGUGUGGGAGACGGACUGAAAGAUGGACAUCCGCGGGGCCGUGGACGCUGCAGUGCCCACCAACAUCAUCGAUGCCAAGGCGGCCGAGGUCCGAGCCAACCUGGUCAACUGGCAGUCAUACCUUCAGAGUCAGAUGAUCUCUGUGGAGGACUGCGAGUUCAUCAAGAAGUUUGAGGUGGCCAACUCUGAAGACAAACAGGCCAUUCUGACCAAAGAAGGACAUCAGUGUGCGAAGACCUUCCUGAACCUGAUGGCCCAUAUCUCCAAGGAGCAGACCGUGCAGUACAUUCUGACUCUGAUCGACGACACGCUGCAGGAGAACCAUCAGAGGGUCAACAUCUUCUUCGACUAUGCCAAAAAGACUAAGAACACCGCCUGGUCCUACUUCCUGCCCAUGCUGAAUCGGCAGGACCUGUUCACUGUCCACAUGGCGGCGAGGAUCAUUGCUAAGCUGGCUGCCUGGGGUCGUGACCUGAUGGAGGGAAGUGAUCUGAACUACUACUUCAACUGGAUCAAGAGCCAGCUCAGCUCACAGAAUCUACAUGGUACAGGUCCAGAGUCAGGCACAGGAGCAGGCACUAUUUCCCCCAGUGAAAGCUCCCAGUACGUCCAGUGCGUGGCGGGCUGUCUUCAGCUCAUGCUCAAAGUCAACGAAUACCGGUUCGCCUGGGUGGAGGCUGAUGGCGUCAACUGCAUCACCGCUGUGCUCAGCAACAAGUGCGGCUUCCAGCUCCAGUACCAGAUGAUCUUCUGCGUGUGGCUGCUGGCCUUCAGCCCUCAGCUGUGUGAGCAGCUGCGACGCUACAACGUGGUGCCGGCGCUCUCCGACAUCCUGCAGGAGUCCGUCAAAGAGAAGGUCACCCGGAUCAUCCUGGCUGCCUACAGGAACCUUCUGGAGAAGUCUGCAGAGAGGGAGACCCGUCAGGAGUACGCUCUGGCCAUGAUUCAGUGCAAGGUGCUGAAGCAGCUGGAGAACCUGGACCAGCAGAAGUACGACGACGAGGACAUCACAGAGGACAUUAAGUUCCUGCUGGAGAGGCUGGGGGAGAGCGUCCAGGACCUCAGCUCCUUUGAUGAGUACAGCUCCGAGCUGAAGUCCGGCCGCCUGGAGUGGAGUCCCGUUCACAAGUCUGAGAAGUUCUGGAGGGAGAACGCCGUGCGCCUCAACGAGAAGAACUACGAGCUCCUCAAGAUCCUGACCCGGCUGCUGGAAGUGUCCGACGAUCCUCAGGUCAUCGCCGUAGCAGCUCACGACGUUGGAGAGUAUGUCCGUCAUUACCCCCGCGGGAAACGGGUGAUUGAGCAGCUGGGUGGUAAACAGCUGGUGAUGAAUCACAUGCACCACGAGGACCAGCUGGUCCGGUACAACGCCCUGCUGGCUGUGCAGAAGCUGAUGGUCCACAACUGGGAGUACCUGGGCAGACAGCUGCAGUCCAGCGACCAGCAGCAGGACCCGGCUGCAGCUCCCAGGACCUGAACACACCAGUGUGUGAACACCUGAAGGAUCGUCUUCAGCUUCCGUCAUGAAUUCCAGUCUCUGCUCUGUGUUACUUGAACCUGACUGUGAUCUCUGUGCUUCUCCAGCUAUCUGAUGUUUGUGAUUGACGUCGUGCUUUGUGUUUGUGUAAAUGUACAAAACUGAAAGAUAUUUAAGUGAAACCAGUGAAACGCUGUAAGAAUUCUAAUAAAGACGCUGAUCUGUGA
Salarias fasciatus (jewelled blenny) is the source of this 1827-nucleotide messenger RNA. It is a transcript of the gene atp6v1h, whose product is annotated as ATPase H+ transporting V1 subunit H. The transcript has 14 exons. The record is from RefSeq and is a predicted model, not a curated record. The coding region runs from base 146 to 1600 and encodes 484 amino acids. Gene Ontology annotation, molecular function: proton-transporting ATPase activity, rotational mechanism. Gene Ontology annotation, biological process: proton transmembrane transport. Gene Ontology annotation, cellular component: vacuolar proton-transporting V-type ATPase, V1 domain; lysosomal membrane. Lineage: Eukaryota; Metazoa; Chordata; Actinopteri; Blenniiformes; Blenniidae.